Messenger RNA from Erigeron canadensis, 879 nucleotides. RefSeq names its product transcription factor MYB8-like. Lineage: Eukaryota; Viridiplantae; Streptophyta; Magnoliopsida; Asterales; Asteraceae. The record is from RefSeq and is a predicted model, not a curated record. The transcript is spliced from 3 exons. The coding region runs from base 1 to 879 and encodes 292 amino acids. Gene Ontology annotation, biological process: regulation of stomatal movement.
AUGAAGAAAAUAAAGAAAGGGCUAUGGUCUCCUGAAGAAGAUGAAAAGCUCUACACCUACAUUACUAAAUUUGGUGUUGGCUCCUGGAGUUCUGUUCCUCAACUUGCUGGGCUACAGAGGUGUGGAAAGAGUUGUAGACUGCGGUGGGUUAACUACUUGAGACCUGAUCUCAAAAGAGGUGUCUUCUCCCAACAGGAACAAGAUAUCAUACUUACUCUUCAUCAAAUUCUUGGCAAUAGGUGGGCUAAGAUUGCAGCAAAUUUGCCCGGAAGAACAGAUAACGAGAUCAAGAAUUUCUGGAACUCAUAUAUGAAGAAGAUGUUGACCAAACAAGGGGUUGAUCCAAAGACCCACCAACGACUUAAUGUCCCUAACGAAGUUAAUGACAAUAACACUAGUUUUGCAUACGGACAACCAGAUAUUUGUCCACAUUCGUUACCAUCAUCAAUGGCCAUGCCGGCUGAAUUUUUGCAAGAUUUUAAUCAAAACGAGAAUGGUUGUUUGACAUCAUCAGAAAAUAUCAUGACAGAUAACUUGUUAUUAGAAAAACAUGAGAUGGGUAUCAAUCCUAUUCUCUUUGAUUGCAAUAAUUUAGCUCAAUACCAAAACAUGAACUGUGAAACGUCUUCAAGUAUCACCUUUUCUGAUAAUUUGACACCGAGAAUGAUCAUGGAUACAUUUGUAAAAGACGAGUCAAGAGAGAGUUCAAGUUCUACUAGCAAUUCACACAUGAACCACAAUCAUUAUACAGAAUUUCAAACAAAUAACGACAGUAACAGGUAUGACGUGUGGAAUGGAAGUGAUCAAUGGCAAGAAUUGCCGGAGGAACAUGUUUUUUUAAUGCAGAAGACUUCAAUGUCUGCCAAAUGGAGUUGCUAA